UGGUUAUUAUAGAACAAAACGAGCCCAGCGAAGCAAAGCCUACUACAACGCUUUGGUUUCUCCACCACCCCCAACCCUUUCUUUCUCUUUCUUUCCAUCUCUCUCUCUCUCUCUCUCUCUCUCUCUCUCGGAGGCAGAAAAGAAGAACAACAACAAAACACCACCACCGAAACAACAGCGAAGAAAAAGUGUUCUCCCAGUGAGAUCUAGGGUUUCCUCGAAUCCGCAGAGAGGACAUUGAUCCAACAACGAAGAAGAACAAGAUUCCAUAGUGGUGGAGGAGGAGCAGCAAUCGCGAGCAUGGAUUCGGUGCCUUCGAAUUCACAUGGAAACCUCGACGAGCAGAUUGCUCAGCUCAUGCAGUGCAAGCCUUUGUCUGAACAAGAGGUAAGGGUCUUGUGUGAGAAGGCAAAGGAGAUUUUGAUGGAAGAGAGUAAUGUUCAGCCUGUGAGUAGUCCUGUUACAAUUUGUGGUGAUAUUCAUGGGCAAUUCCAUGACCUUGCAGAGCUUUUUCGUAUUGGAGGAAAGUGUCCAGAUACAAAUUACUUGUUUAUGGGAGAUUAUGUUGACCGUGGCUACUACUCUGUUGAAACGGUAACGCUUUUGGUUGCCCUUAAAGUUCGCUAUCGUCAGCGCAUCACCAUUCUCAGGGGAAAUCACGAAAGUCGUCAGAUUACACAAGUUUAUGGGUUUUAUGAUGAGUGCCUUCGGAAGUAUGGUAGUGCUAAUGUCUGGAAGACCUUCACUGAUUUGUUUGACUACUUUCCGUUGACAGCAUUGGUUGAAUCUGAAAUAUUCUGCCUUCAUGGAGGGUUGUCCCCUUCUAUUGAAACGCUUGAUAACAUUCGUAAAUAUGAUCGUGUGCAAGAAGUUCCUCAUGAGGGUCCCAUGUGUGAUCUUUUAUGGUCUGAUCCAGAUGAUCGCUGUGGUUGGGGCAUCUCUCCUAGAGGUGCUGGAUAUACCUUCGGCCAGGACAUAUCUGAGCAAUUUAACCAUACCAAUAACUUGAAGCUGAUUGCUAGAGCUCACCAGCUGGUUAUGGAAGGGUAUACCUGGGGACAUGAGCAAAAAGUGGUUACCAUAUUUAGUGCACCUAAUUAUUGUUAUCGCUGUGGUAACAUGGCAUCCAUCCUUGAAGUUGAUGAUUGCAAAGGACACACAUUCAUUCAGUUCGAGCCAGCUCCAAGGAGGGGAGAGCCGGACGUAACCAGGAGAACACCUGAUUACUUCCUAUGAUAGAACUUUGGUUGAGUUGCUGCUGUAGUCAGAAACCAGUGCCCUGCAUUAGUGUGCAAAGCUCAUCUCUGCGUGGAAAUCAGAGCCAUUGCAUCAAAUUUGAUACUCGUACAUUUUCAAAGUUAGGCCUGGCUGGAUGUGUUAUUUUACUUGAAUGAAUUUUUAAAUUGAAUCUUUCCCAAGAGAAAGCUGAGGAGCAGGCGAUACUUGUGGGCAUGUGUACACGAUUUCAGCAUGCAAUGUAUCAAUUUAAUGUUUUUUCCAUUUUUUCUUUUUCUAUUUAUUUACCAUUAUCUUGACCUUUCACUCCUCGAUUUAGGGCUAUUGUCAAAGCGAUGGGUUUCUGUAGAUGGAUGAUACUUUAACAUAUCGUCUAAAGGGUGCUUUAUUUUUUUUAUACAUUUAUUUUUUUUUAUC
Arachis stenosperma is the source of this 1653-nucleotide messenger RNA. Its product is annotated as serine/threonine-protein phosphatase PP2A catalytic subunit. The record is from RefSeq and is a predicted model, not a curated record. The transcript has 11 exons. NCBI's taxonomy places the organism in Eukaryota, Viridiplantae, Streptophyta, Magnoliopsida, Fabales, Fabaceae. Gene Ontology annotation, cellular component: cytosol. Bases 301 to 1236 code for a protein of 311 amino acids. Gene Ontology annotation, molecular function: protein serine/threonine phosphatase activity. Gene Ontology annotation, biological process: mitotic cell cycle; peptidyl-serine dephosphorylation.